UUUCCUGAUACACUCCAAAUUUGUCUUGAACAGGUUCCUGAAUUUUCAAAUCAAACCUAUCUAUCACUUUCUCUCUCUAACACGUCCUCUCUCUCUCUCUCUCUCUUGUUCUCUUCAGAUUCAACUCCCGGGAAUUUCUCACUGUCUUCAAAUUCUUCACGAAUCAGAUUUAUAUAGAGGAAGCCUUGAGAGGUUGGAAUUGGAUACUUGGCUUCAAAGUCCUUAGUAUUUAGAUAUAGCACACAAUGGUAGCAAGAAUCAAGCAAACUUCUACUGACUCUCCCAAUCCAAAACCAGAGGUUGGAGAGAUUGACACUAGCCCACCUUUUCAGUCUGUUAAAGAUGCUGUGUCUCUAUUUGGUGAAGGUGCUUUUUCUGGUGAAAAACCUAUGUAUAAGAAGUCAAAACCGUAUUCUGCUGAGAGAGUUUUGGCCAAGGAGACAGAACUUCAUGUAGUGCAAAAGGAGCUGAACAAGUUAAAGGAUCAAGUAAAGAAUGCUGAAACUACCAAGGCUCAAGCUCUUGUGGAGCUUGAAAGGGCUCAAAGGACGGUUGACGAUCUGACACAAAAGCUAAAAGUUAUCAGUGAAUCUAGGGAGUUAGCAAUCAAGGCAACAGAGGCUGCAAAAUGUCAGACAAAACAACUUACAGAAGAAAAAUAUGGUGACCCGGAUGGAACUAAUGGUGCUUGGAAAGAAGAGUUAGAAACUGCAGUUAAAAGGUAUGCAUCUGUGAUGACAGAACUUGAUGCUGCAAAGCAAGAACUGAGGAAGACUCGUCAGGAGUAUGAGUCAUCCUUGGAUGCAAAGUUGUCUGCUUUCAAGCAAGCUGCAGAAGCUCAAGGAGCAAUGAAGGAAAAUACAGAAAGAAUGGCUGAGCUGUCUAAAGAAAUUUCAGCCGUAAAGGAGUCAAUUGAGCAAGCGAAGCUUGCAUCUGUGGAAGCACAGCAACAACAAGCGACAAUAUUAGCUGAGAAAGAUGUUCUAAGACAAUCAUAUAAAGCUACCCUUGAACAAUCUGCUAAGAAGUUAAUAGCUUUGAGAACAGAAUUCAAUCCUGAGCUUACCAAAAAUCUUGAAGUACAGCUGGCCGAGAUAGAGAAUGAAAUUGGAGCUCUGCAAAAGCAAAUGGAAAGUAAAAGGACGUCCGACUUGGACUCUGUGAAAAGUAUCACUUCAGAACUUGAUGGUGCUAAGGACUCACUGCAGAAAGUAGCAGAUGAGGAAAACUCUCUUAGAAGCCUGGUGGAAACUCUUAAGGUGGAACUAGAAAAUGUAAAGAGAGAACAUUCUGAAUUAAAGGAGAAAGAAGCUGAAACUGAAUCCAUUGUUGGUAAUCUGCAUGUCAAGCUUCGCAAAAGUAAGUCUGAGCUUGAAGCCUGCUUGGCAGAAGAAUCCAAAGUUAGAGGUGCAACUGAGGAGAUGAUCUUGACGCUGAGUCAGCUGACAGCUGAAACUGAAAAUGCACGGCGGGAAGUAGAAGAUAUGAAGAACAAGACAGCCGAAUUGAAGAAGGAAGCAGAAGUUACCAAACUUGCAUUAGAAGAUGUGGAGAAAAACCUUAAAGUAGCACUUGAAGAAGCAGAAGAAGCCAAAGCAGCUGAGGCUGGUGCUCUCAACCAGAUUACGGCAUUAUCUGAAAGGGCUAUCGCUGCACGCUCGUCAACAUCUGAAUCUGGUGCUGUAAUUACAAUCUCGAAGGAGGAAUUUGAGGCACUAAAUCGGAAAGUUGAGGAGUCUGAUAAAUUAGCCGACAUGAAAGUCGCUGCUGCCAAGGCUCAGGUUGAAGCUGUGAGGGCUAGUGAAAAUGAGUCUAUCAAAAGGUUGGAGACAACUCAGAAGGAGAUUGACUAUAUGAAGACUGCGACACAGGAGGCCUUGAAAAAGGCUGAGAUGGCUGAAGCAGCAAAGAGGGCAGUGGAGGGUGAGCUUCGAAGGUGGCGCGAGCGGGAGCAGAAAAAGGCAGCAGAAGCUGCAUCUCGAAUAUUGGCUGAAACACAGAGGUCGCCUCAAGCAUCUCCUCAGCACUAUAUGAUUCAAAAGCAGAAUCCUCCUCAUACAACAGUGGAGGUCAAGAAGUUUGAAAAGGAGAAGGUUUCAGUUUCAAAGAAAGUUCUCUUGCCUAAUAUCAGCGGUAUUUUCCACAGGAAGAAAAAUCAGGUUGAGGGUGGAUCUCCUUCUUAUCUGCCUGGUGAAAAUCCUGUAUGAAAUUUGAAACUUGGAGUAGUUUGUGAAGUUCCUGAAUUGGUGAGAGAAAAAAUGGAUCUGUGUGCAGCUAAGAAAUUUGAUCAGAUUUUGUUUAUGUAGUGUAGUCUGUUUGAAGGAAAGAAUUGUGUGGUGUUAAUAGUUUUGAUUACAAAUGGGGGGAAGCUUCAUGUAAAUGGAACUAGUAGUAAGAUUAAAAUCUAGUGGUAUUUUUCUGUUGA
Lotus japonicus is the source of this 2425-nucleotide messenger RNA. Its product is annotated as WEB family protein At5g55860. NCBI's taxonomy places the organism in Eukaryota, Viridiplantae, Streptophyta, Magnoliopsida, Fabales, Fabaceae. The record is from RefSeq and is a predicted model, not a curated record. The transcript has 3 exons. The coding region runs from base 246 to 2207 and encodes 653 amino acids.